This is a messenger RNA of Vitis riparia (riverbank grape), 2051 nucleotides long. RefSeq names its product GDP-Man:Man(3)GlcNAc(2)-PP-Dol alpha-1,2-mannosyltransferase. Gene Ontology annotation, molecular function: GDP-Man:Man(3)GlcNAc(2)-PP-Dol alpha-1,2-mannosyltransferase activity. Gene Ontology annotation, cellular component: endoplasmic reticulum membrane. The record is from RefSeq and is a predicted model, not a curated record. Bases 179 to 1570 code for a protein of 463 amino acids. NCBI's taxonomy places the organism in Eukaryota, Viridiplantae, Streptophyta, Magnoliopsida, Vitales, Vitaceae. The transcript has 7 exons. Gene Ontology annotation, biological process: protein N-linked glycosylation.
GUUGGAAACUUUCAUUUCUUGACCGGAUAUUAUAUAGCGAAAAUUUCUUUUAUGGUGUUGAAAACUUUCAUCUCAUGGCUCUGUAAAGAGUUCUGUAUCAAGUCUUAAGACGAUCUCUUCCUAUUUUUCCACAUCUUCGAUCGUUUAAUCCACUGAAAAUAAGAAAAAUAAGAGAUCAAUGGCGAGUGAGGUUGUGGUAUGGUGCCUAAUUUCAGGUGCAGUAGCCUUGAUUUUGAGUUCUAUUUCACUUUCAAUUAUCAAAGGCAGGAGCAACAGACGACAUGGGGUUGCAUUCUUCCAUCCAUACACCAACGAUGGCGGUGGUGGUGAGAGGGUCUUGUGGUGCGCCGUCAAAGCCAUCCAAGAAGAAAGCUCCGAUCUGGACUGCGUCAUCUACACUGGCGACCACGAUGCUUCUCCUGACAGCUUGAUGGCUCGUGCCGUUCAGCGUUUUGGGGUCGAGCUUCUAUAUCCACCGAAGGUGGUGCAUCUAUAUAAGAGGAAGUGGAUAGAGGAAACCAUGUAUCCUCGCUUUACUAUGAUUGGCCAGAGCCUUGGUUCAGUUUAUCUUUCAUGGGAAGCCUUAUGCAAGUAUACCCCUUUAUAUUAUAUUGACACCAGCGGAUAUGCCUUUACAUAUCCAGUUGCACGGUUGUUUGGAUGUAAGGUUAUUUGCUAUACCCAUUACCCAACAAUCAGUUUAGACAUGAUAUCUCGCGUUCAGGACCAAAAUUCGAUGUAUAACAAUGAUGCCUUGAUUGCUAAGAGCACUUGGUUAUCCCUAUGCAAAGUCAUCUAUUAUAGACUAUUUGGUUGGAUGUAUGGAACUGUAGGCUCUUUUGCACACCUUGCAAUGGUCAAUUCUUCAUGGACUCAAACUCAUAUUGAAAGCCUUUGGAGAAUUCCAGAACGUACCAAGAGAGUCUAUCCUCCUUGUGAUACUUCAGGACUUCAGGCGCUUCCAUUGGAAAGACCGAGAAGUUCUCCAGCAAUUAUCUCUGUUGCUCAAUUUCGUCCAGAGAAGGCACACACCCUUCAACUCAUGGCAUUUUCAGUUGCCAUUAGGAAUUUGGAUGCAGACUUGCCCAGACCUAAGCUCCAAUUUGUGGGCAGUUGUCGGAAUAAGUCAGAUGAAGAAAGAUUGCAAAAUCUGAAAGACAAAGCCAUUCAACUGAAGUUGGAGGGGGAUGUGGAAUUUCAUAAGAAUGUGAUGUACAGGGACCUGGUGGGACUUUUGGGAGGUGCUGUUGCGGGGAUCCAUGGUAUGAUCGAUGAGCACUUUGGCAUAAGUGUUGUAGAGUACAUGGCUGCUGGUGCCAUCCCAAUUGCUAAUAAUUCUGCUGGCCCGAAAAUGGACAUUGUUUUAGAAGAAGAUGGACAACAAACAGGGUUUCUUGCACAAACUGAGGAAGAAUAUGCAGAUGCCAUACUUAAAAUUUUAAGGAUGCCGGAAACCAAGAGACUGGAGAUGGCUGCAGCUGCAAGAAGACGUGCAGGCAGAUUUUCAGAGCAAAGAUUUUACGAAGAUUUCAAAGCUGCAGUAAGACCCAUACUCAGCCAUGCUUCCUAGUAAUGGAAAAACAUUAGAUUAAAUUAGAGAGCAGAGAAAUUUUAGAUAGCUAGUUUCCUCUUCAUACCUGUCAGAAAGAAAAGGGUUUAUCCUUGAGAUAAUAGGUUAUGUUUUCCAGAAUAAUUGAGAUACAUUUUGUAACAGUGAUCAGGGAUAGAUUUUACUUGGAAAUAAUGAUUCUUGAGCUUCAUUUGUUUCCUCUUGAACGAAGUUGAUAUUUGAAAACCAGGAGAGCAAAAAGCAAGGAGAUCAAAUCACUAGAUGGCUUGAGAAUGGAGAGAAUUGAAUUCAGUGUUCUGUAUUUGUAUGUUUUUGAUGGGAAUCUAGGGAUCUCAAUUUUUUUUGGCCAUUUUGGAACUGGGAAAUGUCAGUUUGAGAAUUUAUAUUUUAUAUACCAACUUAAACUUUUUCCGAGAAAAUCUUUGUAAGGAUUGAGUUUAUACUUGUGGAAAUAGUAACGAAUUUGACACUUUCUCCAUGA